This is a messenger RNA of Trifolium pratense (red clover), 1744 nucleotides long. Its product is annotated as ubiquitin-like modifier-activating enzyme 5. Gene Ontology annotation, molecular function: UFM1 activating enzyme activity. Gene Ontology annotation, biological process: protein ufmylation. The coding region runs from base 165 to 1448 and encodes 427 amino acids. The record is from RefSeq and is a predicted model, not a curated record. Gene Ontology annotation, cellular component: cytoplasm; cytosol. The transcript is spliced from 14 exons. NCBI's taxonomy places the organism in Eukaryota, Viridiplantae, Streptophyta, Magnoliopsida, Fabales, Fabaceae.
AACGUAAUUUGCCGUUUAGUAACGCGAGGGAAAAAGAUACACUACACAGAAACACAGUGCAACCAUUUCCCAGUUCAGUUUUCAACUACAGUUUCAAUUCAGCAUUUCGUCUUGCUCAAAUUCCACAUUCAAGUUAUCUGAGAUUCCAAAGAAGAUUCUGAGAGAUGGAGAUCGAGCUCAAUAACUUGAUCGCCGAUCUUCAAUCUCUCAAUCAAUCCCUUCCAGAUCCAUCUCUUCGUGAUGCAUUCCAUAAGAUUCAAUCACGCGUUGAGCAUAUUGCUGAUCUUGUUAGGGCUGAACCUGUUCGCCGGACGAAAGUUAAGGAUAUGAGUGCUGAGGUUGUUGACAGCAAUCCGUACAGUCGGCUUAUGGCGCUUCAGAGAAUGGGAAUUGUGGAGAAUUAUGAGCGGAUACGGAAUUUCUCCAUUGCCAUAGUUGGAAUAGGUGGUGUAGGAAGUGUAGCUGCUGAGAUGCUGACAAGAUGUGGUAUUGGGCGGCUUUUGUUGUAUGAUUAUGACAAAGUGGAACUUGCAAACAUGAAUAGGCUCUUCUUUCGUCCUGAUCAAGUUGGUAUGACAAAGACAGAUGCAGCUGUACAAACACUUUCAGAUAUAAACCCUGAUGUUGUGCUUGAGAGCUAUACACUGAAUAUCACAACAGUUGAUGGUUUUGAAACCUUUAUGUCAUCUUUGAAAAAUAAGUCAUUUUGUCCUGAUAAACAAGGUAGCGGUAUAGAUCUUGUCUUAAGCUGUGUAGAUAAUUAUGAAGCAAGAAUGGCUGUUAACCAGGCUUGUAAUGAACUGAGCCAGACAUGGUUGGAGUCGGGUGUUUCCGAGGAUGCCGUUUCUGGUCAUAUUCAGCUACUUAUUCCUGGCGAAACUGCCUGUUUUGCAUGCGCUCCUCCUCUUGUUGUAGCAUCGGGGAUUGAUGAGCGUACACUCAAGCGUGAAGGGGUUUGUGCUGCAUCUUUACCAACCACCAUGGGGGUUGUUGCUGGGCUUCUUGUCCAGAACACACUAAAAUUCUUGUUAGGUUUUGGUCAAGUCUCUCCUUAUUUGGGAUAUAACUCUCUUAAGGAUUUUUUCCCAACUAUGCAAAUGAAGCCAAACCCUCAAUGUUCAAAUGCAGCUUGUUUAAAAAGACAGGGAGAGUACAUUCUUGCAAAGCCAGAAAGAGAUGCUGCAGCAAAAGCAAAAAAGGAGGCUGAAGGACCAUCAGUUGAAGAAGGUCCACUGCACGAUGAUAACGAAUGGAAUAUAAGUGUCGUUGAUGACUGUGAGCCUGAUGGUACCAAUACCAAAAGUUCAGAUGCCCUUCCUGAAGGUCUCACUCAUGAACUUCCUACUGCGGAUGAAUUUCAGAACCUAGUUACUCCCGAAGCUCCAACCAAUGACAAUGAUGACCUUGAUGAACUACGAAGGCAACUUGAAGCCAUUAAUUCUGCAUAGUGUCGCCGAUUAUAGUUUUUUCAAAUUACUUGCAGAAAAACUUUUGGAUUUUAAUACUUCAGGCAAUCAGGAUUAACUUAAAUAUUUUGGAUUCAUCUCUUUUAUUUGGCAGUUUUGCUUUGUUUAGUUAAUUGACCUCUUUGAAGUGAUAUACUAGUUCAGUUCACAUUUUAAAACUAUUUGGCCAUAUUAUUGAUAACUACUAGGAAACAUGCAAUCUUCACCAAAGAAACUAGGAAGCAUGCAAUUUGGCAUUUAAACUUUUUCAUUGAAGCUUAUUGAAUAUUUCUAUGCAA